AUGUUUGAAAUUAAACUCAAUGAUAGAAUAACUGAAUUUCUGCGAAAGUUCAAGGAUAGCGCAAGAUCAAACGAAGGAAUUGAUGAGGACGUUGAUUUGUUCCUGCAGCGACAUGCAAUUCCUAUCCAGUCACUUCUUUUUUAUGUGAAAGAAUACAGAAAAGACAGCGAUCUACCUUGUUCAAUAAGAGAACUUCUGAGACCUUUGGAAUUCGAAUUCAAGCCCAAGACUGUCAGAGGUUCACACUAUUCAGAGGAUUUUAAGAAAAAUUUGGAAUUUCUGAAAUAUCAGCAACAAGAGCUUGAAUACCAAAGUAUGGUCAAGAGAAGCAAGUCAGUCUUUUCACUUCAGGAGGAGGAUGAGCUUACGCCUUCGCAAAUCAAUAAACAGAUCAAGGAACAAGUUACUACUGUUUUCAACGUUCUUGUAAGUGUCGUAUCGGUUGUUGUGGCCAUUUGGUAUUGGACAGGAUCCUCGACAAACUUUCCAGUUCAUGUUCGUCUUUUAUUGUGCCUGUUCUUCGGAAUAUUAGUCUUAGUGGCAGAUGUGGUUGUCUAUAACAGUUAUCUGAAAAAACUCGAAGAAGCAAAAGUAAAAGAAAAAACAAAAGUUGAGAAAAAGAAAGUUCUAAGCAAGAUUACACUGUAA
Molecule: messenger RNA, 648 nt
Organism: Saccharomyces paradoxus
Lineage: Eukaryota; Fungi; Ascomycota; Saccharomycetes; Saccharomycetales; Saccharomycetaceae
Gene: VPH2
Product: Vph2p
Exons: 1
Coding region: 1-648 (215 amino acids)
Biological process (GO): vacuolar proton-transporting V-type ATPase complex assembly
Cellular component (GO): endomembrane system
Source: RefSeq, a predicted model, not a curated record